AAGAUGGGGCAACGACGUUCGGAAAUGGUUUAAUUUGCAUAGAGUUACUAUACUGAGUUGGUUAUAUUAACUCUAUAAUUUAUUGAGAUGUCGCCGCCAUGUCGCCAUUCUAUGUCGCCGCUUUGAAGUGGAGGUCGACGUGCGAGCAAAAGCGCUCCGCUGCGACAUUUCGAGUGACGCUCAAUCUGCAUCCUACUGCAGGCGGACGCAAACAUUAUGUUGACCAACUUGUAUGGGAACAACACCGCUUGCAGAAAAGCCACCGUGCGGUUAUAAAUUAAUGGGACGCCCGAGUGAGCAAAUUCAAGCUUGCGGCGAUGAUGAUGUCCGACAAGUGAAUGGCGCGAAGACGCACAGUGCGUUCAAAGCGUACGUGGGUGCGUUACACAUUCCCGACGUGUCAUCGCUUGGUCCUCGCGGUGGGUGGUCUUAAAUGAAAAUUCCUCCAUUCUCUACUCGAAUUGACCGUGGAAACAGCACGCAAGAGAAGACGGAAAGGUGCUGCCGCAUGUAUAUGUAGCCGUCUGCACCACGGAACGCUACAUAUCGGCCACGCGUUCACUGCGUCCGCGCGCUCUUUCAUUGCCUUCCGGCGCACAACGGCGGACAUCUGCUAUCUACACAUCUAUAGCACAUCUCCUAGGGAGCCUCGGUUAUACUGCAUGAGUUCACCUGAAGACCGGCUCAUUACUGAGGAAGCUGCUACUGGUUGCUCCCAUCAUGGCAGGGCCUGAUGAUGCUGUUGCCCUGCAGACAUUACUGGCACAUAUCCAAACUGCAGUAUGGAGAGAGGGUGUGCCUAUUGCAAGACUGGAAGAGAUGCUUGCCCAACUUCCUGCAAAAUUCAGAGGACGGUUUGCGGCAACAAGAGAAACCAUAGAGUUAGUUGUCAGUCACUUUCCCACUAAACUUUACAUAGGCUCUGAUGAUAAAGUCUAUACUCAUUCGGAAGCCCACCAGGUGUCUACAGGCACGUUGGAAAAGCACAAGUUCAAUGCUAAAGAUGAGGCAGGCGCCAUCACACAUUUCCGUGACGUCAAGGGCUACAUCUCCAAUGUGAUGAGUGGCUAUGGCUUCGCUGAGAUGAAAUAUCCUGUGGAAGCACUCGUUUUUGUGCACAGGACAGUCGUCAAGCAUGGCAGACCAAAUGACCCAAACAGACUAGGUCUACAAGAAGGGGACACAGUCAUUAUGGAUGUGAAAAAGACUGGUUUAGGCACAAGUGCCCAGUACCAAGCUACGAAUGUGAGAAUUCAUGAAGACGCAUCUCGGCCUGUGCACGAUUUGCUCCCUGUCGUGGCGCCUCGUGUGGGCAAUGAAGAGCACAUAUCAAACCAGAUUGGCACCAUUCACUUGCUUAAACACGACAGUGGGCUCAUCAGUUUUGGUUCUGAAGGUGCAGAGUGUGCCUUCUUCAUGAGGAGCUGCAUUUCUAAGACAUUGCUGAAACCCACAGAGAAGUUGUCUGAAGUAUUCAGUGUUGGUGACAAGGUGUGCUUUGAUGCGCAGCUAAACCAUGAUACAAGCAAACAAGAGAAGUGGCAGGCAACCAUGGUGACCACAAUCCAGCGCUGUGGGUCUCACAGCACGGUGUUCGGUGAUGUUUACAAGGAACCUACCAGAACUGCGGUUGCAGUGAGAAGGUGCGUUCCUGAAGCCUUGCGGAAACCCUCAGAGACACUGUCCGAGGGAUUCAGUGCUGGUGGUAAGCUGUGCUUUGAUGCACAGCAAAACCUUGUUCCAACCAGGCAAGAGAAGUGGCAGCCAACCAUGGUGACCACAGUCCAGUGCACUGGGUCUAGCAAAGUGUUCAAUGGUGCCUACAAGGCACCUACCACAACUGCAGCUGCGAGGAGCUGCAUUCCUGAGACCUUGCUGAAACCCACAGAGGCACUGCCCAAGGUAUCCAGUGUUGGCGACAAGGUGUGCUUUGAUGUAAAGCAAAACCUUGUCCUGAGCAGGCAAGAGAAAUGGCAGCCAACCAUGGUGACCACAGUCCAGCGCAGCCAGUCUACCAAAGUGUUCGAUAAUGUUUACAAGCUGCCUACCAUGACUGCAGCUGCAGUAGAGGAGAAUAAAAAAAAGAAACCAUCUUGUGCUGACCUCAGGAAGAAACAUGCACGUGGUGGCUGUCACCUUGACCAGCGUGUCAGUGUAGCGUUCUCCGCCCGCAAAAAAAUUUCAAAGUACAGAGGCACAUUUCAUGCUGAGUCUGAAACACUGGGGCACGUAAAAUGCCAUUGUGAUGGCACCAUUGUGUUAACGCUCAUUGACACUGUGUACGGGCAGGGCAAGAAGAUCCAGUCUUUUAGGAAGUUGUUGGAAGGCCCUGCUGUUGAAAACAAGGUGGAUGUCUUUGUCGAUGCUGUUGAAGCUGAAAGCAAUUUCUGGCUCGCAACUCUUGUGUGGACAGGCGAGCGCCCUGUGAAACCACACGUGAAUCGCAGUGAGGACAUGUUUUCUUCCCUUCUUGACUCUGUGAGGGACGAGAAGGGGAGCAGUGGUUUUGCAGCGGUCAAAUACGACCUUGUUGCCUGCCAAAAGUGUCUCUCCACUCCUGGAGAGGACAUUUCGCUCUACCCGACCAAGAGCAUUGACCUACCUGCAGUACAGCAGACGACGGUUCAGCUGCAGGAGCCCAGUGUCUGCCUACCAACAGCAUUCUCUACUUCCCACAAGGGUGGCAUCGUCCACUCUGAUGUGUCAUCGGGCUGGAAGCCCUGUGCUGCAGUCCCACUCGACAGCAGUCGGUCCUCUGGAGUAGUUGACGUUGCUGCCACACAGAAAACCACAUGUCCUGCUCCUGUCGGCAUUGCCAUGCCACGCACUGCAGGCACAUCUGAAGCGACAGCAUUUCAAGGCUCCGUCGGUGCCGAUCUUGCCGGCACCUUGCCCGGGCAGCUGGCAGCGUGUUCUGACAUGCCUGGAACAAGGCAACCGGCAGCAGCCUUGCUUGGCAGAGAUGACUUGACUGAGGAGUACGGUGACGUUGAUGACGAAUACUACAAUCUCGAUGAAGAAACCGUGCAGUGGCUUACCGCACGCAUCGCGAAAACAGUCCAAGAUGUCAUCAAACGGGAGCUGCAGACAGUCCGGCUCAAGUUUCUGGGGCGCAUGGGCAUCACUGGGGAAGCAGCUGGUGUGAGUUCCGACCACAACGGUCCCUCCGUGGAGAGCUCAAAGACUUCAGUGGACUCGGGGCAGCUGCAAUUGCAGGCAGCUGAAGCACCAGAAACAACUGCAGGUGCUGGCCACGAGGACUACUGGGAUCUUCAUGAGGAAACUGCGGAGAAGCUUAGAAAACGCAUCACGAAGGACGUCCAACCCGUCAUACACCAGGUGCUGGAGGCAGUAAGGCUCAAGUUCCUGAGGCUGUUGGGGAUUGCUGCAGGAGCAGUUGACUGAGGUCUGCAUUCAGAACAGACCUCAGUCAACUGGCAACACAAAGCCCAUGACUUGCGGCGCAGGCGUAACCAAGGCGAUUAGAAAAAAGCCCGGGGUGUCGUGCGCUAUAGUGAGCUGUCUGCCAAGCCUUCACAAGGUGCCGAUGGCGAUGCUCGGCGGAGCGCUGCCACGGGCUCUUGCGUUCACACUAGCGCGUAUGCUACGUUGCACACCUGUACAUUGUUUGACUUAUAAAAUUCUAUUGGUCGAAA
Molecule: messenger RNA, 3656 nt
Organism: Dermacentor andersoni
Lineage: Eukaryota; Metazoa; Arthropoda; Arachnida; Ixodida; Ixodidae
Source: RefSeq, a predicted model, not a curated record